This is a messenger RNA of Suillus subalutaceus, 1185 nucleotides long. RefSeq lists its product as uncharacterized. Gene Ontology annotation, molecular function: protein binding. The record is from RefSeq and is a predicted model, not a curated record. The coding region runs from base 389 to 1129 and encodes 246 amino acids. Lineage: Eukaryota; Fungi; Basidiomycota; Agaricomycetes; Boletales; Suillaceae. The transcript is spliced from 6 exons.
CUCCUUUGUCCCAUUUUCUUUCUCAUCCUCCGCUGACGUGGAUGUGAGCGUAUGGCAGCUGGUAAGUCUUCAGUCUGUCAUAUCUUUUUUCAUGAUGUUACAAGUAAUUUGCGUUCGAUUCACUCGUCUUACACCAAAAGGUUAGCUCGCCCGCCAGCCCUGAGGCGAGUGCGCUGAGACAACUUCUGCAGCCUCUGAUGAUUUUUCAUUCUCUUGAAUUGAGAAAUUUACCAUGAUACUGACCUUCCUUCCAUCUACAGGUCCUUUGUAAAACUUUCUGGCGUGUUUGUAGAUUGUAAGACAGCGAAACGUUUAUUUAUUGUUAUACUAUGUACCAAUACAGAUCUUUCUUCUGAUCAGUCACCUACCUAAUUUGAACCCAACGUCCAUGGCUGAGAAUUCACAAUCAUCUACGCCUACGCAAGGUAGUGGGGCAUCCACGCCAGGCUCCAGUAGUGUGGGUGACGUCCCUGCGACCGAGUGUAAGGUGUAUAAGCCUCCAACAUCAACGACCAGCACUCUAGAAGAACUACCAGACUCCUAUUUCACCCUAUCUCCUGCCGACUUAAAGGCUGCCCAAGCAACAUUAAGCGCCCGGACACGAUCAUUAGUUGAUGCCCCACUACGAGUACGAGCUCAGCGGGAGGCAGCAGAGAAGUCAAAGAGAGAUCGAUGGCCGAAUACAACGAUACGUGUCAGAUUCUCUGAUCGAACACAGCUGGAGAAGAUAUUUCCCUCUACAGACAAAAUUCGUUCUGUGUACGCAUUUGUGCGGUCGUCCCUCCGAGAUGAUGUCAAGUCGAUCAAGUUCAUCCUAUAUCAAUCUCCGCCCAAGCGCGACCUGAAGGUAUCAGACCCAGAUGUCCGUGAUUUAAGCUUGGCACAACUGCAGCUUGCCCCAUCAUCAGUACUCCUUCUGCGUUUCGAAGAUGAAUCCUUGAAUGGCACGAAUGUCCCUGCACCCCUCUUGCCAUCCAUUGCAGCAAGCGCGAUCGAGCUACCGAAAUCCCUCAGUGUUGACGCCGAACCUCCCAAGGUGGAGAAGUCCGCUACACCUCCCACAACAAAGUCGAGCACAAGUACCGAGAAGAAGAUACCUAAGUGGCUGAAGGCAGGUCUAAGAAAGUGAAAAGGAAGAUCAAACACAUGUAUUAUCUUGGAUCCCAAUUCGAGGUCCACCGUGUA